GUGAGAGAGAGAGCCAGCCCGAGAGCACGCUUGUGGGAACAGCUCUUUUCAAACCGAUUAUAACCAGAAGGGAGAGGGAGGAAGACAGAUUAAACAGACUGAACACAACUGUAGUUUUAAUCCUCUGAGCGGAUAGAUUUAGGGGAGAGAAAAAAAACUACUGGUUUGGCGAAGAGCAGCCAUAUUGCAUGGACCAUUCGGGGAAUAACAGGUCUCGUUUGAGCAGGAAUUCGCCGAUCUUAGAGUUUGGGAGAGCACAUCCAGACGACCUCACGACUGCGGGAUCCGCUGCCCAGCCGGGCUUGAUACUUUUACAGAACAAAUCCUAAUUCAACUAGAGUUUUUUUUUCUUCAUAUUUGCUAUUUAUUUUAUUGUUAGAUAGUGUCAACGAUCAUAUUUUAAGAUGAAGGACCGAUUGGAACAACUAAAAGCGACAUGCGAUCAUGAUGAUGAUGAUGUCGAACUUGCCGUGGACAACCCUGCUUUCAUGGACGAGUUCUUCACCCAGAUUGAAGACAUCAGGAACAGCAUUGAUAAGAUUGAUGAGAAUGUGGCCGAAGUGAAGAAACUUUACUCAGUUAUUCUGUCUGCCCCAACAUCAGACCAGAAAACCCAGGAUGAUUUGGAGGCACUAACUAAUGAAAUCAAGAAAAUGGCCAACAAUGCUCGGAACAAACUGAAGACCAUUGAAAGAAAUCUUGAGACUGAAGAAAUGGAAAGAGUAUCAGCUGACAUGAGAAUACGCAAAUCACAGCAUGCUGUUCUUUCAAGGAAGUUUGUUGAUGUGAUGACCAAAUACAAUGAAGCUCAGGUGGACUUCAGAGAGAAAAGCAAAGGUCGCAUUCAGAGACAAUUAGAGAUCACUGGUAAAGCCACAACUGAUGAAGAGCUGGAGGAGAUGCUGGAGGGAGGGAACGCUGCCGUUUUCACAGCAGGGAUUGUGGAUUCAGGGAUCUCUAAACAAGCGUUGAGUGAGAUUGAAGCACGUCACAAAGACAUUGUCCGUCUGGAGAGCAGCAUAAAGGAGCUGCAUGACAUGUUUGUGGACAUCGCCAUGCUGGUGGAGAGCCAGGGGAACAUGGUUGAUAACAUUGAGGUGAAUGUGGGCAAAGCAGUUGAUCACAUUGAAGCAGCUAAGACUGAAACCAAGAAAGCAGUCAGGUAUCAGAGCAAAGCCCGGAAGAAAACAAUUAUUAUAGUGUCUGUGGUUUUGGUGAUUUUGGCAAUUAUUGCUUUGAUAGUGGGUUUAUCUGUAGGUCUAAGAAGUUGAUCAUACUGGGUGUGAUUGGUGUCAUUGUACUCGUCAUCAUCAUUAUUAUCAUCAUCACGCAGGUUAUAUAAGAUAAUAACCUCUCCAUCAGCACUCCAUCUCCUCUGUGACUACACACAAACUCUCCAUUAUUACGAUUUAUCAUCUUCCUCUGUCUUUGGCAUCCUCCUCCUUUUUCCUUGGAAUCAAGAAGACGACAAAUGCUCCACCCCAUACAUCUGUGGCUCCUCCCCUCAUCAGCAUAAACCAAUGGGAAACCACUCUAUUGGAACCUUAGUGAUGGUUAAGGAAAUGGCUACUGUUUUUUUCUAAGGAUGUAACGGGAAUAUUUAAGGAACUUGUACUACAUGCCAGAAAGGGCGUUUGAAGGGAACAUUUUAAAUAAACAGACAAAUGAAUGAGCACAGAAUAACAACUGAAGACUUACAAAGGGAAAUAUUUCAUGCAUAAGUGUUUUUUUUGUUGUUGUUUUUUUUUUUUUUUUUGUGCUGUACAGUAGUCUAUUAAGACACAUGGCAACAUCUGCAGGUUGAGCUAUACUGAACUGUUUUUGAUCAAAAGAGCUCAGAGACUGAUGAUUUCAGCUUUUAUUCUGAGACCCUGUGAAAUGAACCGAAUGGAGUAAGCUAAGCAUUGAUGGGUCAUCCAGAAUGGAAGACUGAGACUGAUUUCAGAGUAAUGAUGGAUUUAUGUUUUUUUUUAAUGUGAUAAACCACUGUAUGUGAAAACCAGAUUUAACCAAAUUAAUAAAUAAAAUUUUAUAUUUUGUAAAUAUGUUUUAAAUAUAAGUGAAAUGGAUGGAAGGAUGGAUCGCUAUUCUUAGCUAUGGUGCCAUCUGUGCUAAAAUAGUAACUUUAUGAAUUAUAAUUUCUUUUGUAUUAGGAUCGUAAUAAUCGUAGACAUUGGGGACCACCAUAGGGGGACUCAUCCGCCACAUAUUCAGAUUGGAUGUCAAUUUACAGUAUGUGACGAGGAGGAGGGCGUGGCUGGGCUGUGACGAUGGACACCCGCCACACCCUCCUUGUCACACAGUAUUUGGGUUUUUCAAUGGCCAUUUUUAACCAUUACCCCUAAUACCAAAUAUGUGGUUACAGCCUUGCGAAUACCAACAGUUAUUUGGUGUUACUACCCCUAAAAUACUACAUUAUUUCAACCCUAUAACAGUACGCUUGUAUUUUGAAUUUGCUAACUGACAACAUUUUCGCAUUAUCGCUCAGUUUCGGCAUGCCUUGCAAUAAAUCACAUAUUGCCAUUGGAAAAAAUAUACAGUUACGACUCAUGACCCAUCUCUUGCAAAACAUGCUUUGUGCCAAGAACAAUAUUUUUUUCUGUAAAAAAAUCGACCACUAUGAUUUUUUGCAUAACAAUUGAACCUAUUGAGCUUGACAAGCCCAAUGUGUAAACAGAAUCAAAUACUGAUAAAUACUUUAAGAGAAACUUAACACUAUUUGAACUAUGUGGUCAAACAAAUUAUGUUGUCACUCCUUUAAAUAUGAUGUCAUAAAGAUCAAACCAACUUUUCAAAAGGGAAAUGUCAAAGCAUAACUGGGUUAAACAUGAAGGUACAAAAACUAAUUUUGCAGUUUCUCAUAAAAUACAUAUUUUACAGUUGUGGCCAAAAAUAUUGGCACCCUUGGUAAAUAUGAGCAAAGAAGGCUGUGAAAAAUGUCUUUAUUGUUUAUCCUUUUGAUCUUUAAUUCAAAAUAUUCACAAAAAUCUAAUCUUUAAUUGAAGAAAGGGGGGGAAAAUCUCAUAAUUAAAUAAAUAUUUUUUUCAAAACAUGUUUGCCACAAUUAUUGGCACCCCUAGAAAUUCUUACGAGUAAAAUAUAUCUGAAGUAUAUUCCCAUUCAUAUUUUAUAUUUUUUUAGUACACCUGGGUGACAAGGAACAUGAAAUUGUUCAGCCGUGACUUCCUGUUUCACAUGGAAAUAAAUAUGAGGUAACACACAGGCCAAAUUCUCUUAGUCAUUCAUCACAAUGGGUAUGACCAAAGAAUAAAGUUAUGAUGUGAAGAAAAAGGUUGUUGAGCUUCACAAAAUGGGAAGUGGCUAUAAGAAAACAGCUAAAGCAUUAAGAAUUAAGAAGUGCCAAUCAACUGGAGAUAUUACGAAUCAGCCUGAAAGAGGACAUGUGUCUAUAUAGUUUCCAUGCACGGUGAGGAGGAUGGUUUGAGUGGCCAAAAAUUCUCCAAGGAUCACAGCUGGAGAAUUGCAGGAAUUAGUUGGGUCUUGGGGUCAGAAAGUCUCCAAAACUACAAUCGGACAUCUCCUACUUCACAACAAGUUGUUUGGGAGGGCUCUCAUCCAAAAACAAACUCAAGCAUCUUCAGUUUGCAAGACACUACUAGAACUUCAAAUGGGACCAGGUUCUAUGGUCAGACGAAACAAAAAUAGAGCUUUUUGGCAGUAAACACCAGAGAUGAGUUUGGUGCACACAGAGAGGUAGCUAUAUGGAAAAGUACCUCAUGCCCAUGGUUAAAUAUGGUGGUGGAUCUUUAAUGUUGUGGGGCUGUUUUUAAGCCAGACAUCUUGGACAUCUUGUUCGGAUACAUGGCAUCAUGGACUCUAUCAAACACCAACAGAUAAAAAAAUUAAAACCUUAGCCAGAAAGCUUAAAUGGCCUGUGGUUGGAUAUUCCAGCAGGACAAUGAUCCAAGACACAUAUCGAAAUCAACACAAAAAUAGUUGAUUGACCUAAAAUCAAGGUUCUGCCAUGGCCAUCCCAGUCCCCUGACCUGAACCCCAUAGAAAACCUGUGUGGUUAACUGAAGAGGAGAGUCCACCAACAUGGACCUCUGAAUUUGAAGGAUCUGGAGAGAUUCUGUACGGAGGAAUGGUCUCAGAUCCCUUGCCAGGUGUUCUCCAACCUCAUUAGGCAUUAUAGGAGAAGACUCAGUUAUCUUGGCAACAGGAGGUUGCACAAAGUAUUGAAUAAAAGGGUGCCAACAAUUGUGCCACACAUAUAUUUGACAAAAAUAUUUGUUUUGUGAUAAAACUUGUGUUGUGUUUGGAAUUGUUUGAUAUCUAUUUGAGGGUAGCUUUUUGUGAAUAUUUUGAAUGAAAGACCAAAAUGAUAAACAAUAAGGAUAUAUUUUUCACAGCCUUCUUUUCUCAUAUUUACCAAGGAUGCCAAUAUUUUUGGCCACCACUGUAUAUAUAUUUAAAUUGCAAUAAAAACCAAAUUAUGUUAGAAUUAGAUUUUUUAUACUAUAUAAAUCAUUGAAAUAAAAUGGUGAUGAAAGGGAAAAUGCACAUUGCAAGAUAGUUCCUAGAAAAACAUUUUUAAAAAAGUCAUUUUGCUUUAGACACUGAACAGAGUGAACAGCAAGUCAUUUUAAGGAUACUGUAAUAAUAUAGUAAUUUUGAUUGGAUUCUGAACUUUUCAUUAUCCUGUUAAUCAUAUACUAAGUCAUGUAGACACUCAUCACACAAAUGGCACUGUUUUCUGAGAAUUAAUCAUGAAUGGAUGUUUUGGAAUUGACGAAGGGCAGAAUUUUUAACUCUGGCAUUUUGCUGUGGCUUUUGCCAUCUUUUCUGGAUGACAUUACAUUAUUGACCCUGUACACAAAGCAACUGUUUAAUGUGAGGGUAGUUUAAGACAGUAGGCCCAGGUGUUGACAAUUCUUACAUAAGCACUUAUAACUUGUUUGGUCUUGAACGGUCCUAUACUCACACAGUGUGAGUUAAAAAUAUUGUCACAUUGAGAUAAUUUCAGCAGGCUUGGAAUCUGUACAUGUUUCUCUACUUGAAAAGCAGAAUUUUGUUAUGAGGAACAACUAACAGUAGAACUUGUUAAGUUUGCAUUUUUAGUCAAUGACAAACAUGAUGACAGACAAACAUGUAGAAUCUGAAUCCUUGACCAUGUGCGGUACCGAUGGUAAGUGAGUCCUCUCUUUGUCUUAAACACAGAAACACAUACACACAGUCCUUAAACCCAGACUUUUGCUUUGUUUUAUUCCUCUUUCCCCCUUUUGUCAGUUUGAAGGAGUUAUGCAUGAUCGUCUUAGAUGUGCUGCAUGAGAAACUAAUCACAAGAGAUAAUAAAAUUAUAGAGAUUGUUGGUCCACUAACAGUUACAUUUACUUGCAUGUAUUUCUGUCUCUUUCCUAUGUGCAAUCUCUAAAUUUUUCCUGCUCUUUCUUGAUAUUUAUAUCGCCACUCUCUCCAUUAUUCCCUCUUUCCCUCUGUAGAAGAAAAUGAUGAUCAUGCUUUGCUGUGCAGUUCUGGGGAUUGUUGUCUUUUCUUACCUUUACAGCUUCUUUUCUUAAUGGUUGAAAUGACCCCAAGGCCACCCCGCGUUCUCCUUUGGUUCCAUCUUCAAAAGAGUUUUUUAUUUAUUUUUGUUUGUGUGCUUUAAAGGUGCACUCAGCGAUUCCUGAGAAACACUAACUCAGCUGCCAAAACAAACACUCCCCUCCCUUCAGUGCUCCUUUGGAAGCUCUGCUCCCCAAAUUCAUGCACGCGAGGCGGUUUUACGCACACCAGCUCCAGACACUCACAUCUCUCCUGCUACUAAAUCUAACUUCAAAACAACAGCAUAUAUGGGUUCUGUGAAACAUAGCAAAAUUUAUGUUACUCACCUAUCGAGAAGAAAAAUAGCAACUUCUGCAUCCGUCUUCAAGCCUUUUACCUCUCGGAGGUCUCUCCACCGCUGAAAACCCUCGCCAAUGUUGUCACGGCUCCUAGCCCUUGACUUGUAUGGAUCGGUCUGUUCCACUUUGUUUUUGUCCCAUUUACAGAGCCAGGGCUGUGUACAAAUAUUAGAUUUUUUUUUUCAGCCCACCCACAGAAUAGACAGCUAGCAGACUGUGAGGAGAUAUUUGCAGAAUCUGACAAAAAGUGUAUUGGAUUAGAAUUACUGAGUGCACCUUUAACCAGACAGACCCCCUACACAGACCCUCUUCUACAUGACUGAAUCUGAAGACCAGCACCCCCUACCGCACAACCACAGCUGCACAUCAGCACUUACAGUAAUGGUGUUUAUUUCUCAAGGAUCUCAAAUUCUGGGCAUUUAUUAAAAACAGGAGUGAAGACCCAUGUUUUUAUUAUUAUUAUUAUUAUUAUUAUUAAUUUUUUAUGUCUUUUUCUUCCUUCUGGGAUAGUUUUUCUCUUAGACGUAUUUCUGUACCACUCACUCGUAUUUCUCUAUUGAUAUUACGUAGGCUAUCUAAUAAAAAAUAUUGUUUGGUUGUACACUCAAAAAAAAUAUUUUAGCCUAUUUUUAAGAUUUACGCAUUACAGUUUCAUAACUCAUAUAGUGUAAUUGUGUAAUAGUUAACAACAUUAAAUUUUAAUUGAACUUAAAAUAUUUAGUUUUUUAUUUAAUUUUAUUUUAUUAAAGGUUACUCAAUUCAAUUUGAUGGAAUUUUGUUAUGAAAUUGAAAUGCGUAAUUUUUUUUUAUUAUUUUCGGAUGUAAUGCUGUUUGUAUGAUGUGUAUGUUCUGGUGUUGCUAUUCAUUUGUAAGCAGUGUUUUUAAUUGUAGUAAAUUACAAAUCGUUUCAGAAAGGAUGUUUGCGUAGUGUAGUUUGUGUGGCUUUAUCAGGUUUUCGUGUGUUAUGUAAUGUAUUAAAAUCAGACAUUAAAAUCAGAAAACUUUUCUUUUUUC
Molecule: messenger RNA, 6878 nt
Organism: Myxocyprinus asiaticus (Chinese sucker)
Lineage: Eukaryota; Metazoa; Chordata; Actinopteri; Cypriniformes; Catostomidae
Product: syntaxin-3-like
Exons: 12
Coding region: 405-1271 (288 amino acids)
Biological process (GO): intracellular protein transport; exocytic insertion of neurotransmitter receptor to postsynaptic membrane; synaptic vesicle fusion to presynaptic active zone membrane
Cellular component (GO): plasma membrane; postsynapse; SNARE complex
Molecular function (GO): SNARE binding; SNAP receptor activity
Source: RefSeq, a predicted model, not a curated record